AUUGCAAUCAUACCAGUGCAUCAGUGUUUCUGAGUGCAGAAUACAACACAGACCAUAAUCAAAAUGAUGAAGCUGGUGGUGUUGUCUUGCCUGUUGGCCGCUGCUUCGGCUAGUCUGAUCGCUGGGAUUGCCCCAAUCGCCUACUCCGCGCCCCUGAUCGCACCAUACAACUACCGGGGCCCGCUGUCGCUAGCUCCUGGUCAGCCAGCUAAUAUCCUGGCUUCUGAUGGCAGGCCACUGGAUACUCUGGAAGUCAACCUCGACCGUUCUGCUCACUUGACUGCCAAGGCUCUCGACGGAUUACACGUGUUGAAGAAGCGUUCGGCUAGUCUGAUCGCUGGGAUUGCCCCAAUCGCCUACUCUGCGCCCUUGAUCGCACCAUACAACUACCGGGGCCCGCUGUCACUAGCUCCUGGUCAGCCCGCUAAUAUCCUGGCUUCUGAUGGCAGGCCACUGGAUACUCUGGAAGUCAACCUCGACCGUUCUGCUCACCUGACUGCCAAGGCUCUCGAUGGAUUGCACGUGUUGAAGAAGCGUUCCGCCCCAAUUCUGGCAGCACCUCUGAGCCGACUGGCCGUGGCUUCUGCUCCCCUGGUCGCCCCCGCUGUUUCAGUCUACAGCGCCCCCAUUAUUCCUCGAGUUGCAGCUAUCUCCUACGCAGCACCCAUCGCCCAUUGGUGAAUAAAUACUCAAUGAAACUUAAAAAAAGUAUAUGUAAAUAUGUAUAUAUAAAGCAAAUACAUAAUACACUAUGAAGAAUU
This is a messenger RNA of Galleria mellonella (greater wax moth), 761 nucleotides long. RefSeq lists its product as uncharacterized. The record is from RefSeq and is a predicted model, not a curated record. The coding region runs from base 64 to 681 and encodes 205 amino acids. NCBI's taxonomy places the organism in Eukaryota, Metazoa, Arthropoda, Insecta, Lepidoptera, Pyralidae. The transcript has 2 exons.